Messenger RNA from Colletotrichum truncatum, 117 nucleotides. RefSeq lists its product as uncharacterized. NCBI's taxonomy places the organism in Eukaryota, Fungi, Ascomycota, Sordariomycetes, Glomerellales, Glomerellaceae. The record is from RefSeq and is a predicted model, not a curated record.
AUGAUUCAGGCUGUGGUGAAGUUUUCCAUCGUGCCCUUCUUGGUGCGAAUCUUUCCGUUGAUCUCGUUUCGAAGGCUUGCUCGCGCUCUCGCACUACUGAUUAUUCUACAGGCAUAG